Molecule: messenger RNA, 2520 nt
Organism: Carassius auratus (goldfish)
Lineage: Eukaryota; Metazoa; Chordata; Actinopteri; Cypriniformes; Cyprinidae
Product: protein NDRG1-like
Exons: 14
Coding region: 311-1420 (369 amino acids)
Source: RefSeq, a predicted model, not a curated record
GUUAUUCAGUGCAGACAUCCAUCACAUUUUUGUUUGGCUGCACUUGCUUAAGUUUCCGAUGGCCUAGAGGUGGCUACUCAAAGCAUCUGACACAGACUGAUCCAAUUUACAGAUGUCGUUAACUAGAAUGAACUGGUUUUGAUUUCGUGCAAAGCAAGCUGGGAGCAUGGGGCUUAUGUCGAGUGACGGCAACUGGGGUAUAAAACCCUGUGCACAGAUGAAUAUUAGCUGAGUGCACAAACAGGAGCUUACUUUCAAUCGGAUCUAACCUACUCGUUCUCAUCACUACUACUGAUUACCAUCAGCAGCCAUGGUUCUGGAGGACUCUGAUAUGGAAUUAGUUUUCGAGAUAGAAGUCGCUGAACAUGAUGUGGAGACUCCGUAUGGCAGAGUCCACUGUACCAUGAAAGGGGUUCCUAAGGGUGACCGGCCCGUCAUCCUCACCUACCAUGAUAUUGGCCUGAACCAUAAAAGCUGCUUUGACACCUUGUUCAGCCAUGAGGAUAUGCAAGAGAUCAUGCAGCACUUUGCUGUGUGUCAUGUAGAUGCACCAGGGCAGCAAGAGGGAGCAAACACCUUCUCCACUGGAUAUGAAUACCCUUCCAUGGACCAACUCUCUGAGACCCUUCCGUCAAUCCUUAAACAUUUUGGUUUGAAGAGUGUGAUUGGCAUGGCUGUUGGAGCGGGUGCUUAUAUCCUUGCUAAGUUUGCAUUGGAUUACCCUACUAUGGUGGAAGGCCUUGUGCUAAUAAACAUCAACCCAUGCGCUGAAGGCUGGAUGGACUGGGCAGCACACAAAAUUUCUGGUUGGACUCACGCCAUGCCUGAAAUGAUAAUCUCUCACCUGUUUGGAAAGGAGGAAAUCCAGCAGAACCAUGACCUCAUUGGCAGAUACCGUCACCACAUUGUGAAUGACAUGAACCAGUACAAUCUGCAACUCUUUGUCAAGUCCUACAACAGCCGAAGAGACCUGGAAAUCGAGAGGCCUGUACCUGGUGGUCACGUCAAUGUCAGAACUCUAAAGUGUCCUGCACUCCUGGUAGUUGGAGACAGUUCCCCAGCAGUGGAUGUAGUGGUUGAGUGCAACACAAAGCUGGACCCGACCAAAACCACACUGCUUAAGAUGGCUGACUGUGGAGGCUUGCCCCAGGUCGACCAGCCUGGGAAGCUAACGGAGGCUUUCAAGUACUUCAUUCAAGGAAUGGGUUACAUGCCCUCUGCCAGCAUGACCCGUCUGGUCCGUUCCCGCACAGCAUCCGGAUCCAGUGUGACUUCCUUUGAAGGCAACCGCAGCAGGUCGCACACUAACGAGGGCCGGGCCCGAGCCCACACUUCCGACAACCAACGCAGACGUUCGCACACUGACAACAUGGACAGUUCUGUGGACCAGGCUCCCAAGUCCACCGAAGUGUCCUGUUAGACUGGUGACCUCUCUCUGGUCCAUCUCACACAUGCAUUAACCUCUCUGUUCCGACUGUGCUGCGCUGCCACUAACUACACACACAACAGGACUGCUGCAUGCCGCUGUGCUGUUUCCCUCAGGGGUCUUGCACUGUUUUAUUUGUCAGAGAGCAUUUAUGCCAAAGUGUCUUGUGUUUAAGACCAUAUUUCCUGAGGAAACGCUAAGGAAGGAGUUGAUGGAGUGAAUGAAGGACAGGAUAAUGGAGAUAUUUCUUUUUUUUGCAACCUGCGCAAUAGCUGUCUUGUUGUUGUUAGAGGCAAUGCAGCACAGAGAUAUUUUGAUGGUCGUCAUCAUCCAAGUAAGCUGGGCACUGAGAAGGGCACAUUUGUAAAUUUAUUUUGAUUUCUAGUCUGCAAUUAAUUUUCUUAAUGUCAUUAUACAACUUUUACACUCUAGUUUAAGUGCAUAAUUCAUUUGUAUAAUCUGUAUAUGUUGAAAUGGAAAUCACUGAAUUGAAAAGGGAUUGGUUGACCACAGAGUAGAGACUGGUAUAUUUUUUUUUCAUGAUGCUAACUUACCUUUAUAAAACUAAGGUUUAAACUCAUAAUGUGUUGAUUUUGCAUUUUCCUUGUUGGGAGUGUCUCAUUAUUUUGGGUUAUAUGUGUAACUCAGUGAUCGAUGCUCUUGAAAGUGAUUUGAAAUGAUUUUUAUGGGAUCAAAUGUUUUGAAAGAAUCUUAACAUUUAGUUUUAAUUCAACAAAACCAAUUUGUAGAUAUAAGAAUACAGGAAAAUUACUACAAUAUUUUUGGUGUUUUUUUUUUUGUAAUGAUUAUGAUUUCUAUGCAAUCAAGCACAACAGAACAAAAUGUGCCAUGGAAUCCUCUACUUGGACUGGAUGCUUUUUUUUCCUGAGGGUUUGAAAGAGUAAAACCAAGGACUGCUCAGAAAGAGAUAAUAAGCAACUCACUUGUUCUUCCACACAUACUAAAACAAAUGCUUGCAGCUUGGUAUGGCAUUCUGCUUUGUAAAGAUGUAAAACAAUCUGAUGCACUGCAUUUUUAAUUGUAUAACAGUUUGUAUUUAUUUAAAAAAGGAAAAUAAAAAGCUGGUUACUCAA